AUGGUAGUUGAACCCAAGCUGCCACUACGCAAGACCAUUCACGUCGCGCAAUUUUUUCAACAGAGCUUUGCAUGUAUGCCUGCUCAUCCCGCAUCUCACCAAGAGCCCCGCGAACCCCGGACCUCUCACUCUUACCGUCACCCGCUCCUCGUCGGCAUCGCCUUUGCCGUCCUCCCUGCUCUCGUCUUCCUUCUUGCCCUCUGGAUCCCCCAAUCACCGCUGCCGGGACUGAUUAGCCAGCACGCGCCGACGACAGCAGCAGCAACAGCGCCGCCGUCGCCGAUCCCCGCUGCCCCCCCCGCCGCCGCCAUCGCCGCCAUAGCUUCCCUCAUCUCUCCCCGACGACUUGUCCAGUUGUCCGGUCACUUCCUCCACCGGGCAUCCUCUUCUUUCACCACAAUGGUCGUCGCUCCCCGGUACGAGCGCGAGCUCCAGAUCGCCGAGCUCGCGGUCCAGCGCGCCGCCAUCCUCACCAAGCGCGUCUUCCACGAAAAGGCCAAGGGCACCGUCGACAAGAAUGACAAGUCGCCCGUCACCAUUGGCGACUUUGGCGCCCAGGCGCUCAUUAUCGCCGCCCUGCAGCACAACUUCCCCGACGACGCCAUCGUCGCCGAGGAGGAGGCCGCGCAGCUCCGCGAGGACGCCAGCCUCCGCGACACCAUCUGGGAGCUCGUGCGCUCGACCAAGCUCACCGACUCCGACUCCGAGACGCUCCUCGGCGGCUCCAUCACCAGCGUCGAGUCCAUGCUGGACCUGAUUGACAAGGGCAACAGCCAGGGCGGCCGCACCGGCCGCAUCUGGACCAUUGACCCGAUUGACGGCACCAAGGGCUUCCUCCGCGGCGGCCAGUACGCCGUCUGCCUCGGCCUCAUGGUCGACGGCGACGUCAAGGUCGGCGUCCUCGGCUGCCCGAACCUGCCCGUCGACGACGCGGCGCGCCUGACGGCCGAGAGCGGCGCCAACCAGACCGACGCCGAGGGCCACGGCGUGCUGCUCGCCGCUGUGCAGCACCACGGCGCCAACAGCCGCGCGCUGACGGCGGCCGCGCUCGCGAACCCCAAGCCUAUUGGCAUGCGCGCGCUGACGGACCUCACCAAGGCGACCUUUUGCGAGAGCGUCGAGGCCGCGCACUCGGCCCACGGCGACCAGGCCCAGAUCUCGCAGAAGCUCGGCAUCACCGAGCCCAGCGUCCGUAUGGACUCGCAGGCCAAGUACGGCUCCAUUGCCCGCGGCGCCGGCGACAUCUACCUCCGCCUGCCCGUCAAGGCGACGUACCAGGAGAAGAUCUGGGACCACGCCGCGGGCGACCUUAUUGUCCGCGAGUCUGGCGGCGAGGUCACCGAUAUUCACGGCAAGCGCCUCGACUUCGGCGCCGGCCGCACGCUGGCCAACAACAAGGGCGUUGUUGCCGCGCCCGCGCCGGUGCACGCCAAGGUCCUUGCUGCUGUACAGGAGGUCCUCAACAUCCAGGCUUAA
Akanthomyces muscarius is the source of this 1476-nucleotide messenger RNA. RefSeq lists its product as uncharacterized. The record is from RefSeq and is a predicted model, not a curated record. Gene Ontology annotation, biological process: sulfate assimilation; phosphatidylinositol phosphate biosynthetic process. Lineage: Eukaryota; Fungi; Ascomycota; Sordariomycetes; Hypocreales; Cordycipitaceae. The coding region runs from base 1 to 1476 and encodes 491 amino acids. The transcript has 3 exons. Gene Ontology annotation, molecular function: 3'(2'),5'-bisphosphate nucleotidase activity.